AUGUCCCAACCAACGCAGCUUCUGGUGCUGGACACAUUUUUCAAUGGAAGUACCCGUUGCACAACCGAAAAUGCGCUUUCUAGCUGCCUCGUUACGGAUUUGCUGACACCAACCCACACGAGCUAUGGUUCUGAGACAACGAUUAUUGUUGCCCUUCUGAAUGAAGCAUCCCUAACAGAUGAUGUGGACCAGAAAGUUGUUAAACUCUUGCGCGUCAAAGAGUUGACCAUUCAUCAAGAAAGUUCAUUAUUGGACAAUUUUUUUGAGGAAGUUGCUGCCUUUCAACAUGAUACAAGUUUGGGUGUACGCAAGGUGGUCAUCAGUUUCAUUCAAGACGCAUGUCUGGCCGACCCUACUCUGGUCAAAAAAGCAGUUGGCAAUCUGUUCUACCUAUUCUCCUCGGCAAUCCAACAGGAUCCACCCGGGUACAGCUUGCUAAGAAGUCUCACGCUCUCCAUGGUCCCUAUCUACCGUGUCGCCCUGACACGCGCCGUCAAGGUUGGUAUCAUCGAGUCUGGGGUCACCAUUGGCGGUUCGACUGGGAUUCCCGCGGACUCAGCGGCCGAUGUUGCACUCGAAACGUUCCGCAGCGUCGCCGGCUUGAAGGAUGAAAUUAUUCGCCUCCUUUUACCUACUUCGGUCCCUGGCCAGUCGGCUUUUGGAUUUUUGAGCCCCAUCACGCUAAAUGACAGUGCUCGGACAGGCGUCCUCCGUCUGGUUGAGGCGGUCAUCAUACUACACUCACGGCGCCUUCCGAAUUCGGACAUCCCACGGGAGAACGAGGGAGACAUUUCCCUAGAUCAAAUUCCCGACAUGACCAAUGCACAACUCCAGAGUGUUUUGGAAGCCAGCACGGCGGCUUCCUCGGCCACAUUGCUUCCUGGCGUUUGCUUGGUUCGUCCGCGUCGUCUUGGAGAGGAGGCCGAACGGUUGUUUUCCGGGCUCCUGGAUCUACCAAUGCGAGGCAAAACAGGCAACAAACCGAUAAGCCCUCCAGUGAUGGAAGACGUUAUGGACUGUCUGGUUAGAAUCGCAAAACAGCGUCCACAGUUUAUGGAUAGAGUGGUCCAGUCGUUCGAGACGGUCCACGUCACCCUACCUCCUCACUUCUCCGUGGUUCAAGUGGGCACCGUACGGAAGAAGUUGAAGACCUGUCUCCUGCAGCUUUUGCGGCAUCCUGCCUCUGUUUCCGACUAUCAGGGUCGAAUCACCAUCUUGCUGACUGAUUUGGGAGCUACCCAGGCCGAGGUUGUCGCAGCCCUCCAGCGACCCUCCGAUUUCCGUCACCUUCUUCCACCCGGGGCCUCAGAAUCGGAAGCUACUGACCAUGGCGAUGUGGACAUGCGCCAAAUGUCAGCCAUACGACCGGAUCUAGCGGGGCGGCCCCCUCCAAUAACUCAGCUCACGAGUCCCAUCAAUUCCAGCCGAAUUUCCGCUGCUCAUCCCUCUGCUGUAUCAACUCAUCCAGAUGGUGUCACCUUGAAAAUCCAACCACCCAGUUCACUACACACCACAUCCAUCGAUCCUCGCUCGGCUGGACAAGCGAACUUCUCGAUGGCUGAUGCUGAAGCCGCCCUCAGGUUUGACGACGAUGAUGAUGACGAUGAGGAUGAUAUACAGAUUAUCCGUUCUCGCCGUCCACGUGCUAAGCGACAAUCGACCGCAACAUCUGUUGUGGUUUCAACAAGCGCCUCCGCGGUGUCUGCAACGGGUGAUGCGGGGAAAAUGUCAGUGGCUGGUGGCAAACUCGGUCAACUUCAAGCCGAGCUGCCCUCGGUGGAUUUCGUCACAAAUCGACUCGUGCCUCGGUUGACCACGGCUAAUGUGGCCGAUUUGGUGCUGCUUAGUAUGGUCACCCUCCCCGAUCAAAUGCCAGCCGCUUUCCAGUCAACCUAUACGCCGAUUGCUGCAGCUGGUACUUCAGCGCAAAUUCGCCAUCUGGCACGCCUGUUAGCUGUGCAGUUGGUUGUCUGGGCCGGCGAAGCCAGCCAUCCCGAUCCGACGGAGAAUCUGAGCCAACUGGAAAGUCUGUUACGUCCGUCACAAGAAGAGUUGGAACAAAUGGCUGGACCAGGGAUCAAACGACCCUCUAAGCUGGAUGCCUCAGAUGCCGCGGGACUGAAGGAUGGAGUUCGAGUUAAGAAACGCCGAGUGACCACUGUCGGGGACAAACCUGGUGCGGAUAAUGAUGCGGAAGAUGAAGACGCCAUGAUUCGGGCAAACGCAGCUCGUCGAAUGCAUGGCGCUGCACCAAUGAACAUUUCCACCGUGAUCAACUAUGGCCAACAACCAAUCCCGGUUAGUUCAGCUUCGAACUUGGACAAUGCACUUUUGGGUGGAUUGACUUCCGCCCCAAUCUCCGGUCUGCCACCCAUGUUCCCACCAAACGUUCCGCCACCAGGCCUUGGCGGAUCGAAUGUGAUUUUACCUACAUUCGACCCAUCACAGCCUCCCCCACCAUUGAGCGCAGUGCCACCGCAUUCCGUGCCAUCCGCUAGUGCCGCCUUCGGACCAAUGGUUGCGACCGCUCCAACAAUUCCGGUGCCUGUGUCAAUUCCAGAGAUUGUUCCUCCGGCAAGCACUAUUCCAGCUCGACCAUUCUCUCUGGACGCGGUCACCACGCCAUUGCCGCGCGCACUCCAACGUCAGCUGGCCCGGGAUGCCUUUCAGCGUAUUUUGGAUGGAUUCGAAGAUUCGACAGCACGCCGGAUUCCCGUUGGUACGGACAAUCAGCUCCUACUAACCAGCAUAGGGGGAACGGAACCGGGGUCGACAACACAGCAGCUGUGUAGAAUGAAACUGCUUACCCGUUUAACCACCCGUCGGUUCGGUGGGAAUGAGUUCUACAGCAUUUUGAUUGAUUAUGCCAUCAAAAAUCUACGCCACGGAUUUGAGCUUUUAUCCAAAUUACUCAUGCAAGAGUAUUGUCGUUUUCGUGGCUUUCAACUCUCGGAAUUCGGUAACUUUUUGAUUGCUCGACGUCGACAACUGGCACGUUUGAGGGGCAGAUCUCGGAAACCCAGCACAUCUACUGGGGGCGGUCUUGAUGAUUCUGCUGAUGACGAGCUCAAGCGGGGAACCGAAGUCAGUGAGCGUGAGCCAGAACUUUCCAAUCCAUUGUCGGAGGAAGAAUUAGAGCGGGACUUUAGCCGGGACGCUGCCGGUUCUACGGACGAUCAGGUGACUGAAGACUCUGGUCAAUUUCUUGACUCUCCGACUGCCUCACCCAGGGGGCUUUCAGGCAGCAGUGAGGGUGUAGAUAACAAGCAAUCUGCCCUAAAGACGAUAAAACCGGAACCACGCGACAGCAAAGCCCGCCUGGUUUCGUCCCCGGAUGAUCUUGGCUGCUUAUCGUUUUACGAUUGCCUGCUGAUCGAUGUACUUCAGCGACUCUCACAUCCGGACGUCCGCCAGAGCUACUUCGGGCGCCUCCUAAUAGAGGCUCCACUUCUGACUGCCGGUGCUUUGAGUGUCCUGAAACGCUAUUGCUGGAGUGCUUCCCAAGCAGGCUACGGUUUCCAGGUACUGCGUACCCUAAUUGAACUUCGUCCAGUCGGACAACGGGAGGAUUUAUUGUAUAUGCUUCUCAACUUCUGCGCAGUCGAUGAUACUGAGGUUCGAAAGGCUGCCCUUUCGGCCACACGCGAGCUUGUUGCUUUGAAUACAGGAUGGCAAGAUCACAUCGAGGCUUUCGCCAUCAACUCGUUGAAGAAACUGCUACAGCCGCGACCCACGGCUGACAUAUUCCCGUUUAGUACACAGCCUGUUAUCCCGCCAUCGUGGAAUGAUGAGGCUUGUCAAGCCUGUGCUCAUCUCUUCUUGGGUUUGAUGCCUCAAAUACCAGCCUUGAUGCAUGACUUAGCUGAGGUCUACGUGGGUGCCAGUCCAGAGGUGAAACGCUGUACGCUUCGCAUGAUCGAUACUCCCAUCCGUGAAAUUGGUCUCUAUUCUGCUGACUUGCAUGACCUGGUUGACCAGUGUCCAGUCGGUGCAGAGACUCUCAUAACGCGAAUGCUUCACUUACUCACCGAUUCACCGUCUGCUAUGGCCGCUGCUCAGGCGACAGCCACAGCCGCCGCCGCCGCUGCUGCUGUCGCAUCGUCCGCUGCUUCGUCGACACAGGGGACCACGCCGAUCUCCUCCGCUCCACAAGUGUCUGCCAUCACUGGCAACUCUCCACCCGUUAUCAUUCCUCCUAAGAGUCUGGUUGACCGGGAUGUGAUCCUGGCGCUGCCACGUUUGGUACAGUUGAGUGAAAAGGUGGUGAAGGAGGUGCUCGCUCGUUUAUUGCAUGCCAGUGUGUCUACCCAGUAUGCUCAACCAGUCCCCGGUGUCCGAAACGUCGAGGAUUCCAUCCCCAGUCCGAAUACGGAAGCUCCUCUAGGUCCCCUGAAACCAGAAGAAAUACUCGUGGCGAUCCAUUUGUUGGAGUUUGCCAAGGAUCCUUCCGCGCCAGCCACGGACGCGAAAUCUUCCAAGCCCUACAUCAGUUUGCAAGCCAUUCUUCACGCUUGCCGCGUAUGCUUUGCUGAACGUCGUCUAUUCACGCAAGAGCGAUUGUCCGCAGCGAUCGGACAACUUCUGGAACAACCAACUUUGCCAACCCUGUUCAUGCGGACUGUGAUGCAAGCAUUGGCGUUACAUCCUCGCUUGGCCGGCUACGUAAUCAACGUGCUGGUUCGCCUGAUUCGCAAGCAGGUGUGGAAAAGUGAGAAACUUUGGGACGGAUUCAUCCGGUGCUGCGUCAAGACGCGACCGCAAAGCUAUCAGGUCCUGCUCCAGUUACCACCGGAACGAUUAGAGGAUGUGUUUCGGCGUGAACCGGCUAUGCGCACCCAGGUUCGACGUUAUGUGGAGAACUUUUCAUCUGCUCAGCGUAUACACAUCUCCAAAUCAAUCGUAGAGGUUCUUGAACGAGUCCCGACACCACCACCACAACCAACCAAAGGCGCUGCUACGGCAGAAAUGGGAUCAAAGGCAGAGGAGGCGCUUGAAAUAUCGGCAUCUCCUCCACCCAGUCCGUUAUCUUCCGGCCCUGGAACGCCUACCAGGGACGAAAUUCCGCACCAAGAUAUCUCUGCUGCUGCCUUGGCUGUUGCGGUUGUGAUGCUUGGAAACAACGCCACAUCAACGCAGUCUGGGGCGGUCCAACCACAGCCCUACAGUCUAAUGCCACGCCAAGCUCAUCCACCUUCGCCUUCCACAUUCAGUCCUUCUGGAGAAGCAUCUGAGCAUCACUCAAGAUCUCCUUUCGGAAACGAAUCAUACUUGGCCAGCAGAACAUCAACAAUGGACCAAGAGAGAGAACGGGUAACCGAGCCCUCAGCAGAUGAUGACCUGGAGCCACCCACCCUCCCUCCAACACGAAUUUUCUCAACACUAUCAAAACUGCCGGAUAGGUCAGUUCACUCGGACAACUCGGACGAUGGGACAGCUCGUUUGCUUGAACUGGUGGACCAGACACCUUUGGAUUGGUCUACCGAGGAUGCUGAUGACUUCAUCCUACGUGAUCCAAAACCACCAGACGAUUCACGACAACCAAAGCGCCCGGUGGACUUGGAGAAGUUGGAAGCUGACAGGAGGCGUUUGGAGGAAGAAGCGUCAAAGUUCAGAAAAUUGCGAGCGGAACGUAAACAAGCCCAGUCAUCUCACGACAGUCCUGUGCCGGAGUCCAAUGCAGACCAAUGAUAGACGGCUUUUUGUCCAGCUAUGCGUUGACUGGUUUUUUUUGUGUACAGCGUUUUGCAGCUCUGCCAUAUAUAAACUUUAUUGCUG
Messenger RNA from Opisthorchis viverrini, 5775 nucleotides. RefSeq lists its product as hypothetical. The coding region runs from base 1 to 5688 and encodes 1895 amino acids. The record is from RefSeq and is a predicted model, not a curated record. The transcript is spliced from 24 exons. NCBI's taxonomy places the organism in Eukaryota, Metazoa, Platyhelminthes, Trematoda, Opisthorchiida, Opisthorchiidae. Gene Ontology annotation, cellular component: mRNA cleavage and polyadenylation specificity factor complex.